Messenger RNA from Ilex paraguariensis (yerba mate), 5031 nucleotides. The record is from the annotation of a GenBank genome assembly. NCBI's taxonomy places the organism in Eukaryota, Viridiplantae, Streptophyta, Magnoliopsida, Aquifoliales, Aquifoliaceae.
UACUUUAGUUCAAAGUAUCCCAGGUUGUUCGGAUAAAUGCUGUAGAGUUACUUAAAAAGGGUAAUUACUCACUGCAGUCCAGCGUGCUGGAAGAGGUAGACUCGAGAAGCAGAGACAGACCUAGCCUUGGGCAUAUUUGCACAAAGUGAUGAUUGGUUAGCUGAGUCUCUUAAACUGUUCCUGUCUUUCUGGAAAGAUUUUCACUGGUCUUAAAAUUUGGUCAAGCUAGGCGACCUCUAUUUCUUAUUUCAGAAACCCUUGAUUGAGAACCAAAAUUCUUUGCUUGGAAGGUAUUGGUGAUACUGGAAUGAGAACAGAGCUUGCAUCCAUAAGGCAUCUGGUUGAUAUUUAUGGUUAUUUACCGUGGUGACUGUCCCAUUGAGUGGAAAAUUGACCUAAAUGGAGAAAAAUAUGGGAAAAGGUAUGACAGGCCAGCGGAAAAAGUACGAACAAGUUCGCUACAAUUCCGUGGAAACUAGAAAUGAAGGACUUGGUUUGGCCAAUCAAAGUUAUUUCCAGGAUCCAUCGAGUUCUAUUAACACUAACGCGAGGCCACCUGAUUUUAAUAUACCAGCUGGAACUAGACCUGUGCUGAACUAUUCCAUGCAGACUGGUGAAGAAUUUGCUCUUGAAUUUAUUCGGGAAAGGGUGAAUCCACGGCAGCACUUCAUUCCAAAUACUCCUAGUGAGCCAAAUAGUACAACUUCUUAUACGGACCUAAAGGGCAUAUUGGACAUCUCUCAGACAGGUUCUGAAAGUGGAUCAGAUAUGUCCAUGGUUGUCUCUGGAGACAAUAAUCGUGUACAAGAUCAUGAAAGGAAAGGAUCUUCAGUGAAUGAAGAAAAAGCUGAUGAUGAGUCUGUGCAAUCAGUAACACGAACCUUAUCAAGAAAUGAUAAUAGUCUUGGAGCUCUUAGGUACACCUCUAUGGGAGCUGCUGGUGGGUCAUCAACAAAGUUGAAGUUCCUCUGCAGUUUUGGUGGUAGAAUUUUGCCCCGUCCCAGUGAUGGAAAGCUCAGGUAUGUUGGAGGUGAAACACGUAUUAUCCGGAUAAGCAAGGAUAUUUCCUUUCAGGAGCUAAUGCAGAAAACAUUGACAAUAUACAACCAGACUUGUAUGAUCAAAUAUCAGCUUCCUGGCGAGGAUCUUGAUGCGCUGGUGUCUGUCUCUUGUGACGAGGACCUACAAAAUAUGAUGGAGGAAUUUGAUCUACUUGAAGAUGCUAGAUCACAGAAACUCAGGUUGUUUCUCUUCUCUAACAAUGAUCUGGAUGAUUCUCAACUCGGCCUGGGGAGUGUGGAGGGUGAUUCUGAGAUUCAAUACGUAGUUGCGGUUAAUGGCAUGGACGUAGGAUCAACAAGGAACUCAAUUAACAUGGCUAGCAUUUCAGGGAACAAUUUAGAUGAGCUAUUCAGUUUAAGUGGUGAAAGGGAGACUGUUCGACAUCCAAUUGACACACCUGGGGCUGUUUUUGCACUUCCAACAGUUGGUAUGCCUUCCACAAAUCAAAUUUCUCAAACAGUGGUGCCAAGUUCAUCAUAUGAUUUGGAAUCCAAUCCACCAGGUUACCAGGGUCAGAUGGUGCAUCCUGGAGAUGCUGAAUGGUAUCCAUCAUCCACUAGCCACCCUGUUGGGAGCUUCCACGAUAUAAAUGGCAAAAGUACUAUUUUGACAUCUGUAUCAAACUAUGAUUAUAGUUUUCACCCGUCCACUAGUGCACCAGUUGUAGAAAAUGUAGUCCCCAAGCCUCUCCAUGGUCAUAUGACUCGGCAGGGAGACCUGGAUGAAGAGCAAAGACACAGUGGCCUGCAUGUGCAGGAUCCCGGAGUAUCAGUGAUGGAGGUGAAACUUAAGAGGGACAGCUCAAUCCACAAAAAGAAUGAUUUUAGCAAAGAUCAGUCUAUAGAAAAGGAAGUUCUAGUGAAGGAGGGAAAGAUGAAGAGAGAUUUAUCAAUUCCAAAAAUGAAUGAAUCUGAGAAAUUCAAGUCAUUAGAAAAUGAGUACAUUGUUUCUGUUGCCAGUUCUGCUGUAGACAUGGAAGCUCCUUUCUUGCCAACUAAAUUGAGUGUAAAGAACCAGGAACCUGUGAAGCAUUCAAUGCCUCCUGAAUCUUUGAAGGAAGAAAAAUUGAAUAAAAUAAAUGAAGAUGACCAUAUUUAUGCAUCUGGUGAUGCAUCUGCUGCGGGAUACGGCGACUCUGACGCUUAUCCCGAGGACUCUGGCAAUCCCGAACCACCAAUGCUUCCUCAGCGGUUUUUUCGUUCUGAACGAAUUCCUAGGGAGCAAGCCGGCCUUAACCGCCUGUCUAAAUCUGAUGAUUCUUCUGGUUCCCAGUUCUUGAUUAGUCAUGCACAUUCUGAUGUUUCACAGCAAAUCACAGAAGCAGUUGAUAAGUUGCGUGAUUUGAAUGUCGCUGCCCAGACAGACCGGUUUAUUUCUUCUGCUAAACCUGUGUCUACAAAUCUACAAACCGUUGAAGAUGGGCUAGGACAAUUUCAGAAGUCUAAAGAGAUAGCUGGUAAGAUCAAUGCGAACACCAAUAUUGAUGAUGGGGGUCUUGAGGCAAAGUUUCCGAAAUCUGAGCCAAAGCCUGCAGAACGUACUGUUGUGGAUGACCAUGAUAUGGUGCAGGUUGGGAGUACUUACAAAGAUAAAGAAACAUCGAGGUCAAAUCUUCCUGCUACAAGCCGAGUACUUUCUGGUAAACAUGAAGAUUCUGCUUCUAGGCCAAAAGAGAUUCAUUGGGAUGAGAAAUCUACAGCUGUUUCUCAGGGGAAGCCAUCUGUUGGUGUUGGCUCUCCAGAGCAUGGAGACAUCCUUAUUGAUAUCAAUGACCGUUUUCCGCAUGAUUUCCUUUCUGAUAUCUUUUCCAAAGCUAGAAUUUUGGAUGGGUCUGCUGGAAUUAGUCCACUGCACAGUGAUGGAACUGGCUUGAGCUUGAACAUGGAGAAUCAUGAACCUAACCAUUGGUCAUUCUUUCAAAAGUUGGCCCAGGAUUCUAUGAGAAAAGAUGUCUCCCUUAUGGAUCAGGAUCAUCUUGGUUUCUCACCUCCUAUAACAAAUAUCAAAGAAGGGGCUCCUGUGGAUUAUAGUUUUCCACCUUACAAGGCAGAUGGAGUUGCCCUGGAUCAUAUGGACUCCCGUGUUAGUUUUGAUUCCAGCACUCAGCAGCCGUCACUUGGUGUUGUUGAACCUAACACCAUGGAUCUGCAUUCAGAUUACAAUCCUUCUCAGACUUAUGACAAUCAAAGUGCACAGUUUGAUGGUCUGGUGAACCCAAGGAGACCUGAAUCUGGUUACGAGGAUGGGAAGCUAGAAGCUGAGAUUGGUCAACCUCUUGUCGAUCUUUCUCUGCGAGAUUUUGAUCCUAGUAGCUUGCAGAUCAUCAAGAAUGAAGAUCUUGAAGAGUUAAGGGAAUUGGGUUCUGGAACAUUUGGGACUGUUUACCAUGGAAAAUGGAGGGGAACAGAUGUCGCCAUCAAGCGAAUAAAGAAGAGCUGUUUCACUGGUCGCUCGUCAGAGCAAGAGAGACUGACUGUGGAGUUUUGGCAUGAAGCUGACAUUCUUUCAAAGCUUCACCAUCCCAAUGUGGUGGCAUUUUAUGGUGUGGUGCAGGAUGGACCAGGUGGAACGCUUGCCACGGUCACAGAGUACAUGGUGAACGGUUCUCUUAGACAUGUUUUGCUUAGCAAGGACAGGCAUCUUGAUCGUCGCAAGCGGCUCAUAAUUGCAAUGGAUGCAGCAUUUGGAAUGGAAUAUUUGCAUUCAAAGAAUAUUGUGCAUUUUGAUUUGAAAUGCGACAACCUGCUUGUGAACUUGAAAGAUCCUUUACAACCUAUUUGCAAGGUGGGCGAUUUUGGGUUGUCAAAAAUCAAAAGAAAUACGUUGGUUACUGGUGGUGUGAGGGGAACACUUCCAUGGAUGGCUCCGGAGUUAUUAAAUGGUAGCAGUAGUAAGGUUUCUGAAAAGGUUGAUGUGUUCUCCUUUGGCAUUGUCCUCUGGGAAAUUCUUACUGGUGAGGAGCCUUACGCGAAUAUGCAUUAUGGAGCAAUCAUAGGGGGUAUAGUGAACAAUACAUUGAGACCACCUGUCCCAAACUUCUGUGACCCUGACUGGAAAUUGCUAAUGGAGCAGUGUUGGGCCCCAGAUCCUGUGGUCCGCCCGUCAUUUGCUGAAAUUGCUGGACGGCUACGUGUGUUGUCUACUGCAGGCCCACCUAGACCACAUGGCUAUCCGGCACAGAACCAGGGAUCCAAGUGAUGCUGUUGCAUGUUCCUGUUUACAACCCUUCCAAAUUUGUUAUGAUUGGAUAUAACAAGUUGUAAAGGUACUUGCAUUAUGAGUGGGGAGAAGGAGCUCCCAUUUGAAUGUGACAUUGUUGUAUUCGCCUACUUUUUAUUGGAUUAAGUAUACAAGUGGGGUGAAUGAGCUCGCACCGAGUGUGAAAUUGUGGUGUUCCCGUGCUUAUUAUUGGCUAAGUGUAUAAUGUUUUUGCAAGAGUUGGAAGAGUGACAUCUAUUUAUGUGAACCUAUUGUUUGUAUCAUAAAAUGACUUUGUGCUAUUGUAAUGUAGUGGAGUUUUUCUGUCAGAAUUUGCAGUUGACAUCCAAUUUUAAAGCUGGAAUUUUUUGAUGUUUUUGAUCGAGUUCUGUUUGAGAGAUGCUGAGGUUGAUUCACUGGUUGCUCAACUGUCUGAUACAAUUGUUUGGACUGGGGGCUUUUGCAAUCAUCCUAGAGGUAACAAGCUUGAAGGUAUGCUGUGGUCCUUUAUCUCGAUUGCAGGGUCUGAGGAUUGCAGAUUGCGGGGUCUAUAAGAGGCAAAUGUAUAAAGAUUUAUAUCUGUGCGCUAAGAAAUUAUUUUUGUGAGUGGAACGUAUAACCCCUAUAUCACAACAAUGAAGCUAUCUUAGCUAAUUUCACUUCUCUUGUCUCUCUAUUGGUAAUAUCAUUCUUAAGUACCAUUCAUAGGACAUGGUGCAAGGGAAUUGUCCUCGGUGACGUCUGAUGUGUCUAACCUAUUACUAUACCAUA